UCCAAAUGAAGUAAGCGGGAAAAACCAAAACGAAGCAAGUGACACAAGUGACGUAGAACAGGAAACUUGGAUAAAUAAAGCAGGUCAAGAAAAUGAAGAAAGUAAGGCCGGUGAAGCAAGUAAAGGAAGUGAGAGCUCUUUUGAAACGUUAAGUCAUAAUAGAGAAGAGGCAAAUAACUUAGAU
Racocetra persica is the source of this 184-nucleotide messenger RNA. Lineage: Eukaryota; Fungi; Glomeromycota; Glomeromycetes; Diversisporales; Gigasporaceae. The record is from the annotation of a GenBank genome assembly.